Molecule: messenger RNA, 861 nt
Organism: Clonostachys rhizophaga
Lineage: Eukaryota; Fungi; Ascomycota; Sordariomycetes; Hypocreales; Bionectriaceae
Source: the annotation of a GenBank genome assembly
AUGUCUGUUGAUACUGACCCUACAGUUAUCUCAUUCAUCGAAUCCGAGGAACUUCCUUUGGUCAAAUUUCAAACAGCCCGACUUCUUACUCAAAUUAUUGACGCGACAGAAGGAGACGUGCUCUGCGUGCAAGAUGUGACUCCACAAGUCUAUGAUAUUCUUGACAAGUACCGAGAAUCAAAGGGACGGAAGUAUCGAUUUAAGCGAUUUUACCCAGAACAGUCCCUGCUCAUUAUUACACUUCCAACUGAGUGUUAUGAAGUUAUGCACAGAGAGAUCGACUAUCAGAUACACCGAAGAAUCUCAGCUAUGGGGCUUGGCUGGCUUCCAUGUGGUGGUGCAACAUAUAGGCAGCAACCCGGUGGAGCAGCUGGGGAGGGUGAUUCAAGUGGACGUCCGUUUGAGCCACAGGAUCGAGCCUGGCCCACGCUUGUCAUUGAAGCUGGAUACUCGCAGUCACUUGAAGCCUUGAGGCGAGAGCUGAAGUGGUUGUUCAGUGAGUCAGAUCACAAGGUCAAACUGGUUCUCCUUGUCAAGAUGCAUUCUCCGUCACGGCAAGAAAUAACUAUUGAAACGUGGCGAGAACGUCUACCUGAGCGACGUUCCGGUGCAAUGUCUCUUCGAGCAAUAGGGGGCGACUCUGGUCUAAGACCAUGCCUUCAGCAAGCAAUCAACAUCACAAGGGCCCCGGAUGCAAGUCCAAUCCUUCCUGAAUCUUAUUGUGUUACUGGAGGUGCAUUACGACUGGAAUUUGCUGAUCUAUUUGAUCGCCAGCCACGGGAAGGGGAAGGAGAUAUCAUCAUUCAAGUCGAGGAUCUACGAAAGAUUGCUGCUAUUAUUGGGCACGCCCGCCGCUACUAG